This is a messenger RNA of Megalops cyprinoides (Indo-Pacific tarpon), 2234 nucleotides long. RefSeq names its product stathmin-2-like. Lineage: Eukaryota; Metazoa; Chordata; Actinopteri; Elopiformes; Megalopidae. The transcript is spliced from 5 exons. Gene Ontology annotation, biological process: microtubule depolymerization; neuron projection development; regulation of microtubule polymerization or depolymerization. Bases 336 to 878 code for a protein of 180 amino acids. Gene Ontology annotation, molecular function: tubulin binding. Gene Ontology annotation, cellular component: cytoplasm; growth cone; neuron projection. The record is from RefSeq and is a predicted model, not a curated record.
UUAACAAUGUAUAUUCCUCCGUGUAAUCCUUAGCAGCCAUUAAAGGAUGUCGCAUCCGAUCCUUAAGAAGAAAGGGAAUGAUCUCUUUUAACAGCAUUUCAAACUGGGAUGUAAAGAGAGCGCCACUGUUUCUCGCUGCGUCACAGGGGACCACGGCAGCCAAUCUGCUCGUGCUAGAGGAUGAUGGUAAUUCACCAGGUCCUGUCUCCAGCUCUUUCUUUCCCACCGACCCCGGAUCUGCUGACUCAGUGCCUUAAAGCUGCCUCUCUCUAACCGCCGGACCAGAACUGCAAGGCUCGCUUCGGUACCGAAGAGUUACUGCGCCAACAACAGCCAUGGCUAAAACCGCAAUCGCAUACAAAGAGAAGAUGAAGGAGUUGUCUGUUGUCUCCCUCAUCUGCUCCUGCUUCUACCCAGAAACCCGCAAGAACCUAGUGUGUGAGGUUGAAGACAUGGAGGUGAAGCCCAUCAACAAGCGUGCCUCAGGCCAGGCCUUUGAGGUGAUCCUCAAACCGCCCUCCCCAGUGUCGGACGCAGCCCACAGCAUCGCCUCUCCCCCCAAAAAGAGGGACGUCUCCCUGGAGGACAUCCAGAAGAAGCUGGAGGCAGCCGAGGACCGACGGAGGUCCCAGGAGGCGCAGGUGCUGAGGAUGCUGGCGGAGAAGCGCGAGCACGAGCGGGACGUCCUGCUGAAGGCCAUGGAGGAGAACAGCAACUUCAGCAGGAUGGCCGAGGAGAAGCUGGCCCUGAAGAUGGAGCAGAUCAAGGAGAACCGCCAGGCUUAUUUGGCGGCCAUGAUGGAACGCCUGCACGAGAAGGAGAGGCACGCCGCCAUGGUCCGCAGGAACAAAGUUCUGAGGGAGGACCUUACAGCAUGAGUCUGGUCAUCCACCACCUCCACCCCCCACCCCUGCACCCACCCCCAGUCCUGCUACUUCAGCGUAAAAUAAGCCUUGGGUACCCAUAAGGCAGUGGACAAAGCUGCCCCCUUCCACACUGUCAACGUUAUUCAGACCAAACUAAAAAAAAAAAAGUGUCACACUCCUUCCAGAGCAAUGGUUUGCUUUAUUCAACAUAGAAAAGUAUAGUUGGGAAUUGUUUUGUAAAUACUUCUUUUUUUGUUAUAUAUACAUAUAUCUAUAUAUAAAUAUAUAUGAGACAAGGGCAUUGCGCUGUGCAGUUUCAAAUUGUAUUUAUUUGUUCAUUUAUGGGCUCUAAAAACCUGCAGCUGUUUCUCUCGUAACAGACUUUGUGUUGUGAAUUUGCAGUUAGCUGGCAUUUGCAGUGUUUUUGACUGAAGGUGACUGUUUCUGUGUCAUUGAUGCAAGAGGUUGGUACACUCGGGCUCCAGGUAUAUGUAGGCAUCUGUUGACUGGUUUAGUUUAUAUAAAAAAACAUCACUCUUCUCUCUCUGUCUGUCUCUGUCUCUCUCUCUCUCUCUCACACACACACACACACACACACACAAAACAGACACAUACCUCCUCCCCUUUACUAUAAAGAGCAAGUAUCAUUCUCUGUAAAAACUUGAAGAAGAAUAUUGGGGAUCUAAUUUUAAUCCAAACACAUGGAAUUGGAUUUUUUGCUCUGUCCUGAUCUCUUUGUCAGAACCAAUGGCAUCCAGCCUGCAUGUCUCUUUCGCUGGCCGAAUCCCAGGUUUGCCACUUAAUGUGAGGUCAUUCCUCCUUCCACCAAUUCAGUGGCAGAAUGCAUUGUGCUUUUACACUACACAACUGGUGAACCUUUUCUGGAACAAAUUCUUAAAUGCACCCUUAGAGCAAGCUGAUUUGCAUAUGUAUAGUCUGAAGUAUUUAGCCUGUGGUACAAGCAAGCAGUCAUAAGCAUGAAUACAAGGUAACAUGCGCACAGGAGUGUAGAUGUAUUGAGCUGGCCUGACCAGUAUUCAAAAGUAUUUCACACAGUAUUUCAAAAUAUAGGACACUUGAGAGCACAUCCCUACUGACACACUUUUAGGAGAUAGAGCUCUAGUUUACAGUCAUGAUAAAGAUGCGAAGUAGAGCCUUUGUCUAUGAAUUUGUCCGUUGCAACCCUUUCACUGUGUACAUGUAUGCAUCUGUCCGGAGAGGGUAAUGGAUAAUGUGUCCUCUACCUUUGGAUGCCAAACAGGAGAUAUGCGCAGUGUUGUAGCUCCAGUACACUUCAGAUCUUCUGCUUGGAUUUAUCAGAGGAAUCUGCCUGCCUGUAUCAUCAGCCUCCUGUCUGUGUCCCCCAUC